UGGGGUGUCCCCAGGACGCUGCUGGCCCUGGGCUGCCACGUGGGGAUGGCGGACGAGAAGGCUGAGGAGAACCUGAAGAAGAUCAAACUGCCCAAAACGUACACCAUGUCCAACGGGUACAAGCCGGCGCCGCUGGACCUGUCGCACGUGCGGCUGACGCCGGCGCAGCUGACGCUGGUCGAUCGCCUGGCCGAGAACGGCCACAACGUCUGGGCCCGGGACAGGGUGCAGCAGGGCUGGACCUACAGCACCACCCAGGACAUCAAGAACAAGCGGAACCCGCGGCUGGUCCCCUACAACCUGCUGGACGAGGGGACAAAGGCCACCAACCGCGAGAGCCUGUGCCAGGCCGUGCGGACCCUGCUGGGCUACGGCUACAACAUCGAGCCCCCCGACCAGGAGACGCCCUCGCAGGGAGUGCCCCCGGGGGGUCCCCGCGCCCCCCGGCCGCGGCUGUUCCGUGCCGAGCGGGGCUCUCUGG
Messenger RNA from Onychostruthus taczanowskii (white-rumped snowfinch), 481 nucleotides. RefSeq names its product ryanodine receptor 1-like. The transcript is spliced from 4 exons. The record is from RefSeq and is a predicted model, not a curated record. The annotation marks the transcript as partial. Gene Ontology annotation, molecular function: ryanodine-sensitive calcium-release channel activity. Gene Ontology annotation, biological process: calcium ion transport. Gene Ontology annotation, cellular component: calcium channel complex; Z disc; sarcolemma. Lineage: Eukaryota; Metazoa; Chordata; Aves; Passeriformes; Passeridae.